Molecule: messenger RNA, 2350 nt
Organism: Priapulus caudatus
Lineage: Eukaryota; Metazoa; Priapulida; Priapulimorpha; Priapulimorphida; Priapulidae
Product: rac GTPase-activating protein 1-like
Exons: 3
Coding region: 190-2160 (656 amino acids)
Biological process (GO): signal transduction
Source: RefSeq, a predicted model, not a curated record
UUGAUUUUGAAAGAAGUGCGCGAUAUUGUGGAUUAUCAACUUGUUCGUUUCUCGGUCAGCCUGCAAUCAAAAUAGAAGAUGUUGGUUCGUGUUUAGUGGAGAUUUAAAAUAGUAUGAACUGUAUAUGAAGGUUUACCUAUUUCUGCAUUCUACUUCCAUCUCGCGGGACUAGUCACUGAAUUUGGAACAAUGAACAUGAGCAAGUUAUCUCUUGUGGCAAGGUAUGACGACCUUGUGAGAAACACAUCUGUCCUCACCCAAGGAAUCGAGGGCGACAUCAUCCAGUUUGUCAAACAUCAGGAGCUAUGCAGGUCGCGGUGGCUGUCGUGCGAGACGGAGGUCGAGAAAAUCAAGUCCAUGCUGCGCCGCCAGGAAGCUGAGAACUCGUCGCUCGAACUGAAACUGAAGCACGCGCGCCAACAGAUCGAGAGUGAAAUGAACAAACGGAUGCGCGUCGAGUCCGACAAGGACACGCUCGAUCGCCAGAUGGGCCUCAUCGGGCAGAUCAUGAACGACAACAAGAACAAGUCGAUGCUGACAGCGCAAGAUCGCGAGCGUCUCAGCUUCCUCAACAGCGUCAACUACACGGCCGAGCGCACGACGCCCAAGGGCAACCUCGGUACUAUCGACGAAACAGGCAGCCUGCUGUCGGUGUCCGACUGCGACAUGACGGAGGAGAGCGCCGACGGGGAGACGUUGCUGCGCAGCGGCCGCCGCGUCUCACUCUGGCGGAACUCGCCGGCGAGUCGCAAGAAGCGCAGCGUGCCAAGCGCGCCGACGAUGGACGACCUCAACGACACGCCACCGAAGAAGCGCAAGAGCGACGACGGCGACGCCGUGAGCGUGCACCACAACUCGAUCGUCGCCACGACGACGGUCACCGUGCCCGAGACGGGCCCGAUCCGCGCCGUCUCGGAGAUCAAGGCCGGCGCGGCGGCGAAUCGCAUGAACCGGAGUUUCAGCGAGCCGGGUCCGCUCGCGAAGCUGGCCGAACCGGAGACGUUGGACGAGGCGGACUCGGACGACUCGUUCUGGGGGUCGGGUCGGACGCGCGCGGCGACGACGGGUAUGCAUGCGUUCCGACGCUCACCCGGGAUGCAGCGCUGGAACUCGGCCGGCAAGGGUCUCAACAAGCAGCACGCGUUCGUCACGAAGACGAUCAUCAAGCCGGAGACGUGCACGCCGUGCGGCAAGCGCAUCAAGUUCGGCAAGGUGGCGCUGAAGUGCAAGGACUGCAAGGCGACGUGCCACCAGGACUGCAAGGACCAGGUGCCGCUGCCGUGCGUAUCCAUCGUCGGAACCCCAACCUCCGUGACGACGGUCGGGUUCGUCGCCGACUUCGCGCCGCCCUACCCUCCGUACAUCCCCGCACUCAUCGUCCACUGCGUGAAGGAGGUCGAGCGGCGAGGCCUCAACGAGGUCGGCAUCUACCGGGUGCCCGGCUCGGAGCGGGAGGUGAGGGAGCUGAAGGACACGUUCCUGCGCGGGAGGGGCAUGCCGAAUCUCUCGCGCAUCGUCGACAUCCACGUCGUCUGCGGUACGAUCAAGCUCUUCUUGCGCACGCUCAAGGAACCGCUCGUCACGCACAAGCUGUGGAGUGCUUUCGUGCAGGCGGCCGAGCGCGAGAGCAUCCACCACCUCUACAACGUGAUCGACUCGCUGCCCGAAGCGAACAGGGACACGAUGGCGUACGUCGUCCUGCACCUGCAGAAAGUCGCGAGCUGCCGCGAGACGAAGAUGUCGACGGAUAAUUUAUCGAAGGUGUUCGGGCCGACGCUGGUCGGCUACAGCGGCCCCGACGUCAACCUGAACAUGAUGAGCGACGAGACGUGCAAGCAGUUUGCUGUCGUGCAGGCGCUCAUGGAGCUGCCGGGAAACUACUGGGAUCAGUUCGUGCACGGAUGCGACGCCGAGGCCCCGGCUGAGACGAAUGCCGGCGGCGCCAAGACGCCGCACACGCCCGAAGCGCGAUCGGUGACCCACCUCAACAGCAUGCUGGGGCCCGUUGAGACGCCUAGAAUGACACCGAGCAAGUCCACCGGCACCCUGUCGCAGCGUGCCAAGUCUGUGUUCGGUAGAACUCCGAACACGGGCAAAUAUUCGGUGAAGCACGGAAAGACACCGAAGCAGCAGUACUUUGCUUCGCCGGUCCUGAAGUGAGGCGGUGUGUCAGUAGUCGUGCGUGGCUGCUUUUUAUUUUCUUGCUUGCGAUUCCCCUGCACGAGUGUAUAUAUAUUCAAAUCUACUUACUUUGAACUUUUUAAUGAAUAUCACCAAGAGCAGAUAAAGAAGGAGAGCGUACAAGGGUAAAAUGCUGAAACCAUGCUGCAGUAUUAGUCGAAUUAAUAAA